AGCCCGGUCCGUAUUUAAUUGUAUUUUUAUUUCUUGGUCUGGAAAACAAUAACUACAGUAUGAAGAUUGCAAUAUUCACACUAUUUACAGUACUGGUAUCUGGUGUUUUUGGAAUAAGCGAUUUCUACGAUAAUUUUAGUGACAAUUUGGGAGAUGUCCGUGACUUCUAUGGAGAUAUCUAUGAUAACGAUAACUAUGGUAUCUAUGGAAUGACCCCUUUCUAUGGGCGUGGCUAUGGAAUGUAUGGGCGUGGCUAUGGAAUGUAUGGGCGUGGCUAUGGAAUGUAUGGGCGUGGCUAUGGAAUGUAUGGGCGUGGCUAUGGAAUGUACGGGCGUGGCUAUGGCAUGAAUGGGCGUGGCUACAUGGGUGGCUUACCAUGGCUAUCCUAGAAUGACCAGAUACCGGCCAUGGAGGAGUUCCUGGUCCAUGCCAAACAUGUAUAUGGGAUACUAGAGGAGAGGAAUACACAAACCACGUGACAUUGUCAUUUUUCAUUAAUUACAGAUUUCGGAAAAAAAAUCUAUAUUUGAAAACGAUAAAACGAGAGCAUUUUAGGUGAUGAACAUAAAAGUGAAACAUUUUCCUCUGGAUGCUUUAAACGAUGUAUGUUCCAGAGCGGUGGGAGUUAACUCCCCUUGUUCAUAAAAAAGUGAUGUUCAAGGUUCCAAGAAAGAGAAACUAAUGGGAUCCACACUUUUCAUCAGAAAUUAAUAAAUAUCGGCGUUAAAGGGGAAAACUGUGAUUUAUUUUUCAAUUUACAAUUAACAAUAUAUAUACAACAUAUAAAUGAUAGAAAAAGAUAUCAGAAACAAGUGUCAAGAUACCUAUGUAUACUAAUAUUAUUAUAUCCAAUCCGAAUGAUCUGUCUGUGUUUCAUCUCUUCAACUCAGUCAACACUUGGUACAUAAAGUUUUACUGUAAAUAUAUCUGUACUGCUUUA
Pecten maximus is the source of this 940-nucleotide messenger RNA. RefSeq names its product keratin-associated protein 19-2-like. The record is from RefSeq and is a predicted model, not a curated record. Lineage: Eukaryota; Metazoa; Mollusca; Bivalvia; Pectinida; Pectinidae. Bases 60 to 389 code for a protein of 109 amino acids. The transcript has 3 exons.